GCACGCUCCGGGCCGCUCCGACGCCGCCGCUCCCGCGUGCCGCCAGCGCAGCCCCCGCGGGAGCCCGAGCCACGUCCCGGGCCGCUCGCCCCGCUCGCCCAUCCCGCCGCGCCGCCGCCGCCGCCAUGCCUUCGGCCAAACAAAGGGGCUCCAAGGGCAGCCACGGCGCCGCGAGCCCCUCGGACAAGGGCGCCCACCCGUCGGGCGGCGCGGAUGACGUGGCGAAGAAGCCGCCGCCGGCGCCGCAGCAGCCGCAGCCGCCGGCGCCGCACCCGCAGCAGCAGCAGCACCCGCAGAAUCAGGCGCACCGGGGCGGCCACCGCGGCAGGUCCUCGGCCGCCGCAGCCGCGUCCUCGGCGUCCUGCUCGCGCAGGCUUGGCCGGCUGCUCAACUUUCUCUUCUACCUCGCCCUGGUGGCGGCGGCCGCCUUCUCUGGCUGGUGUGUCCAUCACGUCCUGGAGGAGGUCCAGCAGGUCCGGCGCGGCCACCAGGACUUCUCCCUUCAGAGGGACGAGCUGGGCCAGAGCCUGCAGGGCGUCGAGCAGAAGGUACAGUCCCUGCAAGCCACAUUUGGGACUUUUGAGUCCAUCCUGAGGAGCUCUCAGCAUAAACAGGACCUCACAGAGAAAGCUGUAAAGCAAGGGGAGAGUGAGAUCAACCGGAUCAGCGAGGUUCUGCAGAAGCUGCAGAAUGAGAUCCUCAAAGACCUGUCAGACGGGAUCCAUGUGGUAAAGGACGCCCGAGAGCGGGACUUCACAUCCUUGGAGAACACGGUGGAGGAGCGCCUGACGGAGCUCACCAAGUCCAUCAAUGACAACAUCGCCAUCUUCACGGAUGUGCAGAAGAGAGGCCAGAAGGAGAUAAAUGACGUCAAGAUGAAGGUUGCCUCCCUGGAGGAGUCCCAGGGCGAUCGCAGUCAGGACCUGAAAGUUCUGGAGAAAGCCCUGAAGGAGGUUCAGGCCUCCGUGAAGUCUAGGGAGAAGGACAUCGAGGCCCUGCAGAGUUCCCUUCAGACCAUGGAGUCUGAUGUCUACACCGAGGUCCGGGAGCUAGUGAGCCUCAAGCAGGAGCAACAGGCGUUUAAGCAGGCUGCAGACUCGGAGCGCCUGGCUCUGGAGGCCCUCACGGAGAAGCUUCUGCGGUCUGAGGAGUCCUCCUCUCGCCUCCCCGCGGACAUCAGGAGACUGGAAGAGGAGCUGCAGCAGCUGAAGGCUGAGGCCCGUGGGGCAGAGGAGGCCGUCGUCUUCAAAGACUCCAGCGCCUUAGAUGACCUCCAGAGGCAGGUUGAGGGCCUGGGUGCCAGGCUCCAGUACGUGGAGGACGGGGUCUACUCUAUGCAGGUGGCUUCUGCACGCCACACGGAGAGCCUGGAGUCGCUCCUGUCCAAGAGCCAGGAGCAUGAGCAGCGCCUGGCUGUGCUGCAGGAACACCUGGAAAGCCCGGAGCCCUCCUCUGAUCUGGCCGGCACAGUGAGGAGCCUGGAGGAGGCCCAGCUGACGCUGGCCAGCAGCGUGAAGGAGCUGCAGCGGAGCCUGGGCGAGCUCCCUGGCACGGUGGAGUCUCUGCAAGAACGGGUGCACUCACUGCUCAGCCAGGACCACGCCCAGGCCACGCCUCCUCAGGACUUCCUGGACAGGCUCUCCUCUCUAGACCACCUCAAGUCCUCAGUGAGCCAAGUGGAGUCAGACUUGAAAAUGCUCAGGACUGCGGUGGACAGUUUGGUUGCCUACUCCGUCAAAAUUGAGGCAAACGAGAACAACCUGGAGUCAGCCAAGGGCGUGCUGGAUGACCUGAGGAAUGAUCUCGACAGGUUGUUUGUGAAAGUUGAAAAGAUUCACGAGAAGAUCUAAAUGAACUGCUUUAUAGUCCAGUUUCUUACGACCAAAAAAGCUAGAGAAAAAACCAUCCUUUCCUCCUGGGUGCCCGCGCACCGGCUUCCUGCCACUCCCCCACUGGAAGGCAGUAGACGCCAUCUCGGUACAGUCUGGUGUCCUGUGCAGGGUUAAUUAGUUUGCAGUUGUUACCACACACCUUUGGUUUCUGAAAUCCUGUUUCUGCUUUUGGUUUGGCUUCCUGAAGGCCCAGCCCUGUGAGGAAAAGGGGUGUGGCUCCUGUUAGGAAGAGGGCGGUGGCUUUAGCUGGGGAUUAACAGGGAGCAGACUAACCUGAAAAAGAAAAAAGAAAUCCCGUUUGACAGAUUUAUAGUAAAAACAACAAAAGCGGGGGCGGCAAGGGGGUGCUUUUCGUUUUCAUUGUCUUUAAGGGAAAUUGAUUUUGCGUUUUUUAUACUCCUGGCCAGAGUUUCUAUGCGUCUUACUUGUCUUCCACUUAGAACUGGUAAAAGCUCAUAGAGGAGAGCCCAGAGUGGGCGGAGGAGAGCCCGAGCCUCUGCUUGAGGGUCCCUUUCUGUCCCAGCAGUGCUGUCAAAGGUAACUAUGCAAACUCACAAGGCUCUGAGUGUGAGGACAGCACCCCGGGCCUUGUCCUCCUUCCUGGGGAGCCACCUAAGUCACCACUUUAGGGGGGGUCACAAGUAAGUGUGAAGUCCCUGGUGUUGUGGUGUCUGAGCUGUACUUUCCACAGAGGAUUUGUGCGUCUCCCUGGGAGAUGCAGGCCAGAUCUUUUUAUUUUAUCACAGCAUCCCUGAGGAGGUCUCCUGUCGCCUGAGCCGACUGUCAGUGAGGAUCACGCGUGCCCCGCCCAUUCUUCCUGUGCCCCGUGAGCUGUGUUGUCUUCAAUGGCUGCCUUGUCCUUCCCUCCCACCCCGCCUCCCCCCUCCCCCAAAAAAGGAAAGAAAAAGAUUUAAAAAAGAAAACUGCAAAGAAAAACAAGGUUUGUUAGUUUACUGUGAAAUGAACUGUAUGGCUUAUUUACAGUAUUUUUAAUUCUUAAUAAACACUUGAGCUUUGUUA
Mesocricetus auratus (golden hamster) is the source of this 2912-nucleotide messenger RNA. RefSeq names its product cytoskeleton associated protein 4 (gene Ckap4). Bases 126 to 1850 code for a protein of 574 amino acids. The transcript is spliced from 2 exons. The record is from RefSeq and is a predicted model, not a curated record. Gene Ontology annotation, cellular component: rough endoplasmic reticulum. Lineage: Eukaryota; Metazoa; Chordata; Mammalia; Rodentia; Cricetidae.